Messenger RNA from Octopus sinensis (East Asian common octopus), 1047 nucleotides. RefSeq lists its product as uncharacterized. Lineage: Eukaryota; Metazoa; Mollusca; Cephalopoda; Octopoda; Octopodidae. The annotation marks the transcript as partial. The transcript has 4 exons. The record is from RefSeq and is a predicted model, not a curated record.
GUUGCAAAUUUGACGAUCGCCACUCCCAGUGCAGGAACUUCAGUUCUUACGCUUGUUAUACUCCGGAUAUCACAAAACUCUGCUGUGAGACUUGUAAGAGACACUGCAAAACAAAUAUACCUGGCUGUGCAUGUGGAGACAGACGAGAUGGCUGUUCCAAUAUUACUAGACUUGACUGUUAUACUCAACACAAGGAGUGCUGUCACACGUGUUCAAAACUCAGGGACACUACCUAUCCUGACUGUGAGUUUGGUGACCGCAGUGACCAAUGCCUGGCUUCAAACUGUAUCUACUACGACACUUAUAGACAGUCCAGAGUCUGUUGCCAGACGUGUAGACAUCUGCACACUCUAGUGGCCACCACCACAGAAGUUGCCAACAGUCCUCCCUCCCCUGUAGACAGUGCUGCAACUGGUACUGUACCCUUAGCCUCCCUUUAUUGGUUAGCAACACAACUGAUGCUGACAGCGAUAACAACAUCAACGACAACAACAACAGCAUCAACAACAUCGAUGAUGACUAUGAUGACAAUGAUGAUGAUGAUGGCUCUGACAAUAACAAUGAGCAGACCACUGUGAACACACACACACACACACACACACAACAUGCAUGUACACACACACACACACACAUGCUUGUGACAGUGAAAGAAUGAGAGAAAGACAGAGCGAAAGACAAAAGAAAAAGAGAUCCUGUGUGGGUGUUUGUUUGUGUAAAGAGAACAUACGGAAACCAAACCACCCGAGCCAACCAUGACCACCACCACCACCACCACCACCACCACCACCACCACCACACACCCAUUCCCUCGUUUACCUCUUUACUAUUGUCUAGCUGGCUGGCUGGCUGGCUGAGUGGUUGGCUGGUUGGCUGGCUGGUUUUGGUGUGUCUGUGUGUCCUAUGAUAUUUACAGCAAUCUCUGUCUCUUAACACUAAAAGCAAAAUAAUUCCCCCCCCGCCCCACAAACCACCACCACCACCACCUCCAUACACAUACAGCUUCAUUCAAUACACACACACACACACACAAAAUUCUAUACGCACACA